AGCAUUAUAUGGACUCCUUCCACCUGCACACUUGUCCAGGGCCAGUCCAUCACAUCUCCUGCCAGAGAGGGUUCGGGCAGCAGAAGACACCAGCCAUGAGCCGCAGCACCCUGGUCCUGCUCCUGCUGUUUGCUCUGACGUGUGCAGAGCUCAGUGCAGCUUUAAGGCUACACAGUAAACAGCGCUGCCUCUGUAGGUCUUUCAACAAAGCCCAUCUUAAGAAUAUUCAAAAUUGGAAAGUUUUCCAUCCCAGUGCAUUCUGUGAUGCUUUUGAGAUUGUGGGGAUGCUGAAAAACAACAGGAAGCAGUUCUGCCUGGAUCCAAGUUCAAGGGCAUGGAAAACAAUAAUGUAUGCAUACAGAGUGUCAGUGUAAAUGGCAUCAUGGACAGAAAUUAGCCUCUGACUUACAAAUGCCUAUAAGCUUAAUCUAACCAAAAGUCUAAAUUAAAAUCAAUGAAAUUCAUGCAUAGAUUUAAAAAAAAAGUGUGUUUCAGUGGUGUUUCUCUUCCAUCAAUAUGUACCAAGGUGUAUAUGUGUGUGUGUGUGUGUGUGUGUGUGUGUGUGUGUGUGUGUGUGUGUGUG
Messenger RNA from Electrophorus electricus (electric eel), 583 nucleotides. RefSeq names its product C-X-C motif chemokine 11-6-like. NCBI's taxonomy places the organism in Eukaryota, Metazoa, Chordata, Actinopteri, Gymnotiformes, Gymnotidae. Gene Ontology annotation, cellular component: extracellular region. Gene Ontology annotation, biological process: immune response. The record is from RefSeq and is a predicted model, not a curated record. Gene Ontology annotation, molecular function: chemokine activity.